Chelonus insularis is the source of this 665-nucleotide messenger RNA. RefSeq names its product Calcium and integrin binding family member 2 (gene Cib2). The record is from RefSeq and is a predicted model, not a curated record. The transcript has 4 exons. Gene Ontology annotation, biological process: calcium ion homeostasis. Gene Ontology annotation, molecular function: magnesium ion binding; calcium ion binding. Lineage: Eukaryota; Metazoa; Arthropoda; Insecta; Hymenoptera; Braconidae. The coding region runs from base 1 to 585 and encodes 194 amino acids.
AUGGGAAACAAAAUUGCCAUCUUUUCGGAAGAACAAUUAGAGGAUUAUCAAGACUGUACAUUUUUUACCCGAAAAGAAAUUCUUAGAAUUUUUGAACGUUUCCGGGAUAUGGGUGAAACUGGAGUAGUACCAAAAGUGAUGACAUCGGAAGAAGCAUUGAGAUUGAAACUACCUUUGUCUUCUUUGGCCAAAAUACCAGAAUUUAAGGAAAAUCCUUUUAGAGAGCGUAUUGCUGAUGUAUUUACAAGCUCUCAUGACCUAGAAAGUAGCAAAGGAAUCUGUUUUAAUGAGUUCUUGGAGAUGAUGUCAGUAUUUUCGGAGCAGGCACCUCGUGAUUUAAAAGUUUUUUAUGCUUUUAAAAUUUACGAUUUCGAUGAUGAUGGAGUUAUUGGUAUAAAUGACUUAGAAAAAACAUGUCGGCAUUUGGUUAAAGAUGGAUUAAAUAGUGAUGAAGUAUCAACAAUUUGUCGUAAAGUUCUAGAAGAAAGUGAUAUUGAUUGUGAUGAUGCUUUGUCUUAUCUUGAGUUCGAACACGUUGUUACUCGAGCCUCUGACUUUUUGUCUACUUUUCACAUAAGAAUCUGAAGCCGUUGAAGGGAAUGCAUGGUCUUAAGAUCAGGAUAAGCGAUGGGGUUUCAGUGGAAUUCAACGUCGACGAGGUAACG